Molecule: messenger RNA, 2142 nt
Organism: Oncorhynchus gorbuscha (pink salmon)
Lineage: Eukaryota; Metazoa; Chordata; Actinopteri; Salmoniformes; Salmonidae
Gene: capza1b
Product: capping actin protein of muscle Z-line subunit alpha 1b
Exons: 10
Coding region: 59-919 (286 amino acids)
Biological process (GO): actin cytoskeleton organization; barbed-end actin filament capping
Cellular component (GO): actin cortical patch; F-actin capping protein complex
Molecular function (GO): actin filament binding
Source: RefSeq, a predicted model, not a curated record
UUUUGGUGUCAGCUGAGUGUUCAGUCUGUGGGUAGGUGGGGUCACACAACAAGCCAAGAUGGCCGAUUUUGAGGAGCCGCUAUCAGAAGAGGAGAAGGUCCGCAUAGCAGCAAACUUCGUUACCCAUGCACCCCCUGGAGAGUUCAACGAAGUUUUCAACGAUGUGCGGCUUCUCCUUAACAAUGACAACCUGCUCAGGGAGGGAGCGGCUCAUGCUUUUGCCCAGUACAACAUGGAUCAGUUCACCCCUGCCAAACUUGAGGGCUAUGAUGAACAGGUUCUGAUUACAGAGCAUGGGGACCUGGGUCAGGGGAGGUUCCUGGACCCUCGGAAUCGGGUGUCGUUCCGCUUCGACCACCUGAGGAAGGAGGUGAGCGAUGUGCAGCCAUACGAUGGAGACGGCUCCCUGAGAGCUUGGAGAGAGGCUUGCGACACUGCACUCAGCGCAUACGUUAAAGAGCACUACCCCAGCGGAGUCUGCACGGUAUAUGGGAAAACAGUUGAUGGCCAGCAAACCAUCAUUGCCUGCAUUGAGGGACACCAGUUUCAACCCAAAAACUUCUGGAAUGGGCGCUGUAGGUCAGAGUGGAAGUUCACAAUUGGUCAGUCUACUGCUCAUGUAGUGGGUGUGUUGAAGAUACAGGUGCACUACUAUGAGGAUGGUAAUGUGCAGUUGGUCAGCCAUAAGGAAGUGGAGGAGUCUAUAACGGUGACUAAUGAGAGCCAGACUGCCAAGGAGUUUGUGGAUAUCAUUGAGAAUGCUGAAAAUGAUUACCAGACGGCGAUCAGUGAGAACUACCAGACUAUGUCUGACACCACCUUCAAGGCCCUGCGCCGCCAGCUGCCUGUCACCCGCACCAAGAUCGACUGGAACAAGAUCCUCAGCUACAAGAUUGGCAAGGAGAUGCAGAACGCAUAGAAGAGCAGAGACUCACACCGCUGGGCUGGCAACACGCUCGCACAAGGACUAACCAAAGCUUAUAUAUAUAUAUAUUGUAGUCUGGGGCAAAGCAAAGAGAAAAUACAACAAACCAAGCUGCAGAUUGACAGUCUGUUGGGCACAGUUCUGUAUUGUUUAAAGAAGCUUUUGGUUUUGGAGAAAAAGGAAGUGUCUUGAGGUACAGGAGGGGAGUUUGAGUCUGCUAAAGGGGUACUGAGUUUCAUCUUGUAGUGUUGACACUCUUGAACAGCUCCAAGACCCCAGGUUGAAUGAUUUUACAAUGCAUCCUUCCUUCUGUCCUUGAUGUAGGAAACACUCCUUAUUCUUAUCUAGUCACGUACAGAUCAGUGAUUACCUCAAGAAAGGAAGGAUGCAUGUUGAAAUCAUUUAAACAAGGCAAUUAAGCACACCAGGCAGGGGACGUUUUCUAAUAGAUGUUCAUAUCAGCACCAUUUCUCCCCUUAACAGGACUGGUCGUCGAUUAUAGUCAGUUUUGAGGGUACUGUUUACUUUUUUUCCUGCUGUACUCUUCCACUUCCUGUUGUAUGUGUCCUCUGCUUGAGCCAAUGAAGGAUACCAUGGCUGAAAGACUGUCAUAACCUCCUCUGUUUCUGAAUCAAUUCUCUUCUGUCUUACCUUGGCAACAACAACAAUUGCUGUGUCCUUUCUCUUUUGUUGAAGGAAAACCAUACCAAUAAAUGUCUUUCCGAGGCUAAAGAACCCCAUACAUGCAAAGCUCCCCUUUCUCCCAUGUAUACAUGCAGAUCUAUAUUUAGCUAUGCAGGUUUUUAUUUAAUCGUAAGCUCAGCCCAUCUGUAAUAUUCACACCUGUGUUUAAGUACCUUAAACUAUACACAGCCAUUUCACUACUUAGUUUAAACCAGGGGCUUUGUUCAGGAGGGUCCAAUGUUACAAAAUGUUAAAUUAGAAAUGCAUUGUGUAGGGUAGACGCACUUCUCUGUCAUCCCGAAUAAAGACUUGUGCUCUCUACUGUAAAUAUCUAUCUGCGAACCAUGCUUCCCACAGAACACACCCCUGUUCAGCCACAACAUGCACCUACUCAAUAUUACCAUAGGCUGACUCGAGAUCAGUUAUUCUGUGCUGUGUUAAACCUUCACACUGACUAGCGCUGUACUCUGAUGCGACCUUCAGGACUGUACUGCCCCAUUCUGUUGUACAAAUAAAAGAAUUGAUCAUCUUGG